CCCCCCUUCCCACGCGGCAGCUGCCCGGGCCGGGGUCCUGUCACGGGCACCGAUGGCCGGCGUGAUCCGGCGGCUGGAUGAAGCCGUGGUGAACCGCAUCGCGGCCGGCGAGGUCAUCCAGAGACCGGCGAACGCCAUCAAGGAGAUGAUAGAAAACUGUUUGGAUGCUAAAUCUACGAGUAUCCAGGUAGUAGUUAAAGAAGGUGGUCUGAAGCUCAUCCAGGUCCAAGAUAACGGCUGUGGUAUCAGAAAAGAAGAUCUAGACAUUGUAUGCGAGAGAUUUACUACGAGUAAACUGCAAAAAUUUGAAGACUUGGCUAGUAUUUCUACAUAUGGUUUUAGGGGCGAGGCAUUGGCUAGCAUCAGUCAUGUUGCCCAUGUUACGGUAACAACUAAAACAGCUGAUGCAAAGUGUGCAUACAGAGCUACUUACAGUGAUGGAAAAAUUAAAGCCCCUCCAAAACCCUGUGCUGGAAACCAAGGAACUCAGAUCACGGUUGAAGAUCUCUUUUACAAUGUAAAUACAAGGAGGAAAGCUUUAAAAAAUCCAAACGAAGAAUAUGCAAAAAUACUAGAAGUUGUUAGCAGGUAUGCCAUCCAUAACUCGGGCAUCAGCUUUUCAGUUAAAAAGCAAGGUGAUACCGUGUCAGAUGUUAGAACCUUAUCAAACACCUCAACAGUGGACAACAUUAGGUCCAUCUUUGGAAAUGCUGUUAGCAGGGAACUGAUAGAAGUGGGUUGUGAAGAUGCAAGUCUGGCCUUUAAAAUGAAAGGCUACAUCACAAAUGCAAACUACUCUGUGAAGAAAUGUAUAUUUUUACUCUUCAUAAACCAUCGACUGGUAGAGUCAGCCGCUUUGCGGAAAGCCAUAGAAACUGUGUAUGCUGCUUAUUUGCCAAAAAGUACACAUCCAUUCCUAUACUUAAGCCUGGAAAUAGCCCCCCAGAAUGUAGAUGUGAAUGUGCACCCUACAAAACAUGAGGUCCAUUUCCUUCAUGAAGAUAGUAUUCUAGAGCGUGUGCAACAACAUGUAGAGAGCAAGUUAUUGGGCUCUAAUUCUUCAAGGAUGUACUUCACUCAGACAUUGCUUCCAGGGGCUGACUGUUCUUCCAGUGAGGUUGUAAAAGCAUCAGCAAACUCUUCUGCGGCUUCCAAAGGAACCAGUGAUAAAGUUUAUGCGCAUCAGAUGGUCCGCACUGAUUCCCGAGAGCAGAAAUUGGAUGCUUUUCUUCAGCCGGUGAACAACCCCCUAAGUACAGGCCCCACUGAAGCAAUGACAGAGGUUAAUGCGGGACCUCCGGAGGGUGUGGUCAGGCCACAGGAUGCUGAAAUGGAAGAUGUCAGUGAUCUAGUUGAAAUAGCUGACGUUCAGGAGGACACAGUGAUGCCUGGGGGGUUGAGUGAGAGUGGACGCGUGUCUCCUGAGACAGUGCCUCCUCGAAAGAGACCACGGGAAGACGUGGACAUAGAAAUGGAGAAAGAUGACACCAGAAAGGACAUGACUGCUGCCUGCACCCCUAGAAGAAGAAUUAUCAACUUGACCAGUGUAUUGACUCUACAGGAGGAAAUUAGUAACCAGGCACAUGCAAAUCUUCAGGAGAUGUUACAUGAUCACUCAUUUGUUGGCUGCGUCAGUCCUCAAUGGGCUCUGGCCCAGUAUCAGACAAAGCUGUAUCUUCUCAAUACAACAAAACUAAGUCAAGAACUCUUCUACCAGAUACUUAUUUAUGACUUUGCAAACUUUGGAGUCUUAAGGUUGUCUGAGCCAGCUCCUUUAUAUGAGCUUUCAAUGCUUGCUUUAGAGGAUCCUGAAAGUGGCUGGACAGAAGAAGAUGGCCCAAAAGAAGGGCUUGCUGAGUACAUUGUGGAGUUUCUGAAAAAGAAGACUGAAAUGUUGAAAGAUUAUUUUUCUCUUGAAAUUGAUGAGGUAAACUGGGAUGAAGAAAAGGAGUGUUUUGAAAGCCUAAGUAAAGAAUUAGCUAUGUUCUACUCCAUUAGAAAGCAAUAUAUAAUAGAUGAAGCCAACCUGACAAACUCUCAGAAUGAAGAUUCUGACUCUGGUUCAACAACAUGGAAAUGGACUGUGGAACAUGUACUUUACAAAGCUUUCAGGACUCAUCUUUUACCUCCUAAACACUUCACAGAAGAUGGCAACAUUUUGCAGCUUGCUAACCUGCCUGACCUGUAUAAAGUUUUUGAGAGAUGUUGAGCAAGUAGUUAUAGACUGGUGUGUAUCUAAAAAACAUUCGUGCUACAUUCUGUUUUACUUAGUAGAGGAUAAAGCUGGAAUCUUGAUGGAGGAAAGAAAAAGAGGGUAUUUAAUAUCAUACUAAUGUGAUAGCAAAUGGUCUAUUUUCCUUCUGUUGAUCAAACAAUAAAAAGAAUUUUUAGCUAUGUCUAAACCCAACUGAAGCUCCUAAAAUAAAAUUUCCACUUAUGCUUUGAGUUUCACUAUUAAGCAAUAUGCUAAUAGAAUACAACUUCUACUGAAGAAAAUUAAUUGGGUUAAGUAAUUGUGAAAGGAGAUAGAGCUUAACUUAAUUGAAAUGUGAGUGCUUUAACUUAGCUUGCUUCUUGAAAGCGAUAUAGGUUGGUUACCUCCUUUUGUUUUAAGAAUGACCAUCAUGUGACAGUACCUGCUAUGUGAAUGUAGAUGCAAAGCACUUAAAAUCAUCUGUUACUGCAGGAGCUAGUCUUGUAAUAUUUCAGACUCCUUGCUCACAUAAGGCAAAUCCCUUCCCUUUUAAUCAAGGAGUCUGAAAAUGGAAACAGGAAUCCUCUGACAGAUAGCAAAUGAGCACUGCAUGCAUGACAUCUGUUUCAAGGAAGAGUUGCAGCUGACAAUCUGACUACCAGCUCCAACCUGAGAGGAAGCCGUUAGUCUUGCUCAGCCAGGAAAAAAAUGCUUGAGCUUUAAUUUGACCCCUGAGAAAACUUGAAUUGUCACAAGGAGGCCCUUGGUGCCACUCUGUAGCUUCAAUGGUGUAGUUUAGAAGAAGUGAACUAGAAGCAGAUGUGCUCUCCACCAUACACCAAAGGAGGUUUUAGCAGAUGUGCUGCACAUGUGAAUGCUCUCAAAACCCCCAAAGUAUUCUUUAUCUUCAGAAUACGCACUGUAAGAACAACUAAUCAAGACCCUUAUGGUUUCUUCUGUAUAAAUAGACAAAAUGAAUGCAGAGUGUCAGCAGCACAGACAAGGAUCUGUGAUCACUGAACUACAGCUGUCUCCAAUUUAAUGAGUAGGCUUAGGGAGACCUGCUACAUACAAGGCUGCUUCUCAACAGGGAAAACAUUUUUCUAAGUCCAAGAGGCAUCUAGCAUCCAAACCAAAAAAGAAAGCAAGCUUCAGUUUUGCACUGUGAAGAUACCUGUUCCAUUUGAAAGAAGCUCUGGUACAAGCAGAAGCACUAAUGCUCUGGAUUGCAAAGGUCCCAAAACCUGCCUUGCUUUGAGAAAUACUCCUGAAGGGCAGCAGUUUGCAACAGGAAAGCAUCUGAUACGAGUCCAAAAGGAGGGUUCCUCUCAUAGGCAGCUGCUGGCCUCAAGCAAAGUCUAACACAGGGCCAGCAUGACUUCAGAUACUUCAGAGUUGUCACUGCAGGUGCUGCUCAUUUCCCACUUGUGAUGUCCCAGCUUGAAAGAGUGGACACUGUCCAUGUAGCAUUAGCAUUCACUGUCUGUAGAGAGCAGGCUAUGGACAAAACCCACACUGUUCCAGAAGGCACCUUCUUCCUUGUCCUCCCCUCUUUGAUGGCAAUACUGUCAAUGAGAUGACUGGAGUGUCAUGUCUUCCUGAGCCAGUGAGACCAGCAAAGGGGAAGUGGAUACGUGGCUCGCCCUGCACAGAGUAUAACAACUGAGCAACCAACAAAAUGAAAUUUGAAGUGAGGAACUGGCUUGAGUUGGCCUCGAUCCACAUAUUACUUCCUGGUGAUGGGGGGCACCAUGAUGGUGGAGCGUUUAAGGAGUGGUAAUGGGAAUCACAUUUGUAUUGUGAUUCCACUGUAUAUUGCCCUUGCUAUAGUGUGCUUGUCUUGUCAUUUUGGCAUACUGCUGUAUCACUCCUCUAGAUCCAAGUCACAUGUAAUGCUUAAUAUACCAAAUAAGUAAAUUUGAUAUUAAACAUGAAAAGCUCCCUCUGUGGAACAUCCAAAAGAACCCGUUUAGAGAGUAUUGGACUCUGACAUGUGUACAUGUGAGAAAUGUCUAUAGACAUGCACAGACAUGCUUAAAUAUAUGUUAAGUGGUGUGUACUCUCAUGCCAUGUAACAGUUUCAGCUCCUGAUGAUGCCAUUCUGUGGGUUUCCGAGCCCCCGCAAAACUAACAACCCAGAAAAUCGUAAGUGUAUUUUAAGUUAUGUUCAUUUUUUCCCUUUUUUGGUACUUAAUGGAAACCUGAUUACAUAGUGCCGAGUUUCUGGCACAAAAUGAAAAAUACUCGUAAUAAGGCUGAAACAGCUUUUUGUUAAUCUAUAUUCACAUAGUUCAGAUAAUCAAGUUCAGAGCUUGAAGCAACCUGAUACAGGUUAACUGUCUUCCUAUGGGGAAAAAAAUGCAGGAAACUUUUCUUGCAAAAUGUAUUUUGAAGUUAAGAUUGCAAUAAAUCAUCAA
This is a messenger RNA of Gymnogyps californianus (California condor), 4611 nucleotides long. RefSeq names its product mutL homolog 1 (gene MLH1). The transcript is spliced from 18 exons. The coding region runs from base 53 to 2209 and encodes 718 amino acids. The record is from RefSeq and is a predicted model, not a curated record. Gene Ontology annotation, cellular component: MutLalpha complex. Lineage: Eukaryota; Metazoa; Chordata; Aves; Accipitriformes; Cathartidae. Gene Ontology annotation, molecular function: ATP-dependent DNA damage sensor activity; ATP hydrolysis activity; ATP binding. Gene Ontology annotation, biological process: mismatch repair.